Molecule: messenger RNA, 1459 nt
Organism: Chara braunii
Lineage: Eukaryota; Viridiplantae; Streptophyta; Charophyceae; Charales; Characeae
Source: the annotation of a GenBank genome assembly
CACCCCCGCAACCUUUCAACGGGCCAUGAACAUGGCUUUUCAGAAUUUCGUGAGGAAGACUCGUUUGGCGCAGAGUAUCAUCAACUACUGCGUGAUUGUGUACAUGGAUGACAUCUUGGUGUAUUCAAGUUCCUACGAGGGACACGUGCAGCACAUCGAAUGGGAACUGCAUGCGUUACGAGAUGCGGGCUUCAAGGUGACGCUUGAGAAGUGUCAGUUUUUCCUCACCACCAUUUCCUUCCUAGGGCACGUGGUGACAGACAAGGGACUCCAACCGGAGCCGCAAAAGGUGGCAGCUGUCAGGGAUGCGCCGGUGCCUACGACUAUCACGCAAGUUCGCGCGUUUCUGGGCCUAGCCUCGUACUACCGAAGAUUUAUCAAGGGCUUCACGGCAAUUGCGGGACCCCUCACAAAUCUGUUGCGCAAGGAUCAGCCGUUGAUCUGGACGCCGGAGUGUGAUCAAGCGUUUUCCAAACUCAAGGCCGCUCUCAUUUCGGCUCCGGUCCUUAUGUUCUCAUCACUGACAGGCAACCAGAGGCGAUUUCGGCGAUCCUUGCCCAGGUGGGACCAAACGGACUCGAGAGUGACGUGGACGGGCACUAGCGAGCAUCCCAAUUGGAUCGAGAACCCAGAGCUGCUGAUCAUACAGGCCUGGAGGACUAACAUGGAGGGAGAUCUUCUUGGCUUUCUCUUUGGAUCGGUACGGUCGGGUCGCCGCCAACUGAUCGCGCAGGAGCUCAUCGCGCCGAUUGUGCAAUUAGCAGACGAUCUCUCGCCCGACAUCUUCUCGCAAAGUGACGACAGUCCUACUCCAUAUAUUCUCGAGCGAUCGCUGGAUCCGUACCUUCAGUGGACCGCGUGCUUGGAGGAACCCAGGGACGAGGAUACGCUACCAUCGUGGCAGGAGUACCUGAAGCCGUACGAUAUCAUCCCUCACGCCUUUUAUCCGAGGGCGGAGGAAGUGGUGAUCGACGACGACGACGAGGAGGACGAAGGCGAGGAAACAUCGGAGGAAGGAAGCUAUAGCGAACAUAGCGAGGGCGAGCUGAGUGGGGAGGAAGAGGAAGAAGAAGGGACCGGAUCCGAGUGGGAAGCUUUGCCGGAAGAAGCGGCGCGCACGGGUACAGAGGUGGAAGAUCCGGAGGCAGCGCGAAGGCGCGAAGAAAUUGCCACCGGAAAGCGACAACUGGAGUUCGCCAGUGGGGUCAGCCUCGGUAACGACCCGACCAGGGACCCGGAGUCGCCGAAGCCCGAAGAUGGCGACCCUGCAGCCGCCACCUCAAGUACCGCGCGACGGAGACGGAGCCGAUCCUCCUCCUCCUCCAGCCCCACCCGUCCCCCAGUUCGCCUACGUACCGAUGCGGGCGAUAGGCCUUCGUCCUCGCACGCUAUCCCGCCGACACCUUGACUUCCUCACCCUCGAGCAGAUCCGCACUCCCGUCACCUUCCCUCCCCAUCC